UUGACAAGUCAAGUUCACCGUGAAGUCAUACAUACUCAAAACCACCCAUGUGUAACGACUAAAAUUGAAAGUUUGUGAGAGAUAGCAAAGUGAUUUAAAUUUACUGUGUGGACUUCUAGAUCGGGGCUUAUAUAUUACAGUAACACCUGACAGGGAUGCCGAAAUCUUUUCUAGUCCGAAAUCGAGACUCUGAAGAUAGCUUAUGUCCCACUAAUGCACCUGUUGAUUUGACUCAACAAAAAAUCACAACGGGAUUGUCAACCGCCCAGGACAGGGGCAUUCGUGAUAAAAUGAUCGAAUUGGACAACAGUGUAAUGGCCAAACAGAUGGGCAUUGCCAAAGAAGAAAACACGACGGAAGAAAAAACCGAAGAUAAGGGAAUUUUAGAUGAAAAUUGUAACCGAUUAGAGAAACCGGCCGUGCACGUGCCACGAGAGCAGGUGAUCGCAGCGGCACAGGUAUACGAUCUGAGCACAAAACCACCUGCUGAAGCGGUGGCCUUAGUUGACACUCCACAGCGCGCACUGCAGGCGCGUGGCGGAGAUCCCGCCAAGGGCACUCAAAGGAGCCCAAGCAGUCCGGCCGAACCGCCAAAAUUCUUUGACAACUUUCCUUGGCAGACAUCCAUGUACCCCGGAAUCACGCCCCACUUUUCGCCGUAUCUUCCCAUGGGUCUUAGACUUCCUUCGCUUCCAGGGAUGGCGCCCAACUUCCCUCUCCUGUCCUCCAUGGCGGACCCACUCCAUAGGAAGGCGUUUCCAGAUCCCGUUAUGGCGUACAGCUCCCUCAGGUCUCUGUUUCCUCCUCAUCAGUUUUUCCCGCCAUCACCGUUCGGCUACCCCACCCAUCCAGAAAAACAAUUUGGACAUGAACUUUCUUUAAAGAGUCCUGAUUCAACUAUCUUAAGUAGUAGCAUGGAAAGUUCGGCAUUCGACCCUGUAGUGUCUAAAUAUAGCCUCUCUCCUACAGUGUCCCCAAUGGAACUCGACCUUUCCGGGGUCGGGAAGAGGAAACUCCGGGAGGGUGAGCCGACACGCUACCAAUGUGACAGUUGCAACAAAAGUUAUUCCACGUUUAGCGGGCUCUCCAAACACAAGCAGUUUCAUUGUUCUAGUCAAGUGAAGAAGGAGUUCAGCUGUAAAUAUUGUGAAAAGACCUAUGUUUCUUUAGGAGCACUCAAAAUGCAUAUACGAACACACACACUGCCUUGCAAAUGUAAACUCUGUGGCAAAGCUUUCUCCCGUCCAUGGCUCCUUCAGGGUCACAUUCGGACUCAUACGGGCGAAAAACCCUUCCGGUGUGAUCAUUGUGGGCGCGCUUUCGCCGACAGGUCCAAUCUUAGGGCUCAUUUACAGACCCAUUCAGAGGUGAAGAAGUACAGUUGUAAGCGGUGCAGCAAAACUUUCUCUCGAAUGUCCCUGCUUCUGAAACACGAGGACAGUUGCUGCAGUAGCUUAGUGUAAUGAUUCAAAAAAGACUUCUUUUUAAUAGUUGUUUAUAAUAUCUUAUUAAUUUAUUUAUUAACUAUACAUAUGGCAAGAUGGUCAUUUAUUUAUUGGCGGCACUAUACCGGUGCCACUUAUGACAAUUAAUGAGGACUUCAAGAGUAUUAAAGACAGUUUUUUUAAAGGGACUCGUGCAAAUGUGUUGUUCGUGGUGGAUUACAUGUGAAAGAUUACAACAAAGUGCUUAAAAGGACGAAUUAAUGAACGAAUAAAGGUCUUGUGUGAAUAAACGCGGGGUAUUAUCUUUAUUUCACGUCGCCGCGAGAUAAUGAAUAACUGGUAUUUUUCAAAUUAGUGAAUUUAAACUCCAAUUAGAAUCUGAUUGAAAGAUUUUAAUCUGUAUUUGUUAACGACCCAACUCUCCCGAAACUUCGAUCCUCAGUUAACUUUAAUUGUUCAAAAUGUGAUAUUAAAACGAUAAUUUCUUUA
Messenger RNA from Mizuhopecten yessoensis (Yesso scallop), 1934 nucleotides. RefSeq names its product zinc finger protein SNAI2-like. Gene Ontology annotation, biological process: regulation of DNA-templated transcription. The record is from RefSeq and is a predicted model, not a curated record. Lineage: Eukaryota; Metazoa; Mollusca; Bivalvia; Pectinida; Pectinidae. Gene Ontology annotation, molecular function: RNA polymerase II cis-regulatory region sequence-specific DNA binding; DNA-binding transcription factor activity, RNA polymerase II-specific. Bases 156 to 1463 code for a protein of 435 amino acids. The transcript is spliced from 2 exons.